UAGAAAGUGUGCGUUCACAGAUUUGCACGACAAUGCCCAUGUCGGCACGAUCUCCGACAAAACCAGGGUAUCCCAUCGGAAAGGUGGCCUUCAUUGAAGGCUACAGGAACGUGAAUGGUCGCAUCCAUGGACCAAGAAGCCCUGCAGCAGAUGCUGCGUACAGCACGUCGCAUCGGUUUCCACCUGGCCAGCACGUUCAAGGAGGCGACGAUGCCGACACCAAGCAUCUUUCGACCGUGGCCUCUGCAUCAGGCAUCGACCCACGACUUGUACGUCUGUACAGCGAGAUUGAAACAUGCGUGAGAGAAAUUGAAGCUAUUCGGCAGCACUUGGCCUCUGUGCCCGUGGACGACCAUGCUUCAGAGGUGCCGUAAGAUAAUUAUCGCGUCCUUGUUCAAAUCUGCGGGAUUGUUGCUGACGGCUAGAAACCCGGAAGCAUGUAGGUCGAACUCGUCCGUCAAUCUUAACUCCCCUAAGACCAAAACGGAAACAUACGUGUUAAAUUGAGC
Messenger RNA from Aphanomyces astaci, 509 nucleotides. RefSeq lists its product as hypothetical. The transcript has a single exon. Bases 33 to 374 code for a protein of 113 amino acids. The record is from RefSeq and is a predicted model, not a curated record. Lineage: Eukaryota; Oomycota; Saprolegniomycetes; Saprolegniales; Verrucalvaceae.